This is a messenger RNA of Arvicanthis niloticus (Nile rat), 1217 nucleotides long. It is a transcript of the gene Gpatch11, whose product is annotated as G-patch domain containing 11. Gene Ontology annotation, cellular component: kinetochore. Gene Ontology annotation, molecular function: nucleic acid binding. The record is from RefSeq and is a predicted model, not a curated record. Lineage: Eukaryota; Metazoa; Chordata; Mammalia; Rodentia; Muridae.
AGCUGGGUCGCGGCGGCAAAGCUCCGGCUUUAAGGUGUGCGGACACCCUGGAGAAUGACCGAGGUCGGUGCAAAUUGGCUGUAACUGCCCAUCACAGUGUCAUCUACGCCCCAUCCGAGCAAGAUCACCAAGACCUGUAUUCUUUGUGGUUGUGAACAAAUUAUUUAGCCAGAUUGAGCCUCCAUUUUCCCAGCUGGAAAGUGGAACUAAUUGUACAUAUCUACUGGGAUGUUCCUGAGUUAGGUAAUUUUGCCAUAUGACAGAGAACAUGGCAGAAGAAGAGGACUAUAUGUCGGAUUUCUUCAUCAAUGUUCAAGAAGACGUCAGACCGGGUGUGCCAAUGCUGAGGCAGACCCGAGAAGCCCGUCGAAAAGAAGAGAAGCAACAGCAAGCUAAUCUGAGAAACAGGCAGAAGAGCGUGAAAGAGGAAGAACGGAAAAGACGUGACAUUGGAUUGAAGAAUGCACUCGGCUGUGAAAACAAAGGGUUCGCUUUGCUCCAAAAGAUGGGAUACAAGAGUGGGCAGGCUCUGGGCAAGAACGGAGAUGGUAUUAUUGAACCAAUUCCUCUCAAUAUCAAAACAGGAAAAAGUGGCAUAGGUCACGAGUCAUUAUUAAAACAGAAAGCAGAGGAGAGGCUGGAAAACUACAGGAAAAAAAUGCACAUGAAAAACCAAAACGAAGCAGAGGCCACCGAGCAGUUUCGGAUGCGACUGAAGAGUAAGCAGGAUGAAAUGAGGCUCGAAGGAGACCUGCGAAGAAGCCAGCGAGCUUGCCAGCAGCUGGAUUCCCAGAAGAAUAUUCAGGUUCCCAAGGAGGCGUGGUACUGGAUGAGGCCUGAAGAGGAGACUGAGGAAGAGGAAGAGGAGAAGGAAGAGCAGGAUGAAGAUGAGUGCCCAAGUGAAGAUUUGAGUGUGCCAGAAAAACUGCACAUCCUCACUGGCUACUUACGAGAAGAACAUCUGUAUUGCAUUUGGUGUGGGACAGCCUAUGAAGAUAAAGAAGACUUAUCUUCGAAUUGCCCAGGACCAACGUCUGCGGAUCAUGACUGAGAUUGCUCCCAAUAAAGUAAAAUUGUUUAUGUGGGUAGGGAAAGGCGGCCUUUGUAAAGCACUUUAUUCUUUCAGAAAUAUGUUCUUCUUUGAAUAAAAUUGCUCACUGAUUUCGGAAGAUGUUACUGUUACUUCCAAAUACAAGUACCAUAGACAUGAACAAUUA